AAAAUUAUAAAGCAAUACAAGAACAUGAUUGUCAUAUUCAAGCAUUUUUUAUUUUAAUAAAUCAAGCAAGACUUUCUAGUAUCUAUGAAAAAUUACAAAUUGACAAUGUGCUUCAAAAAUGGCAUUAUAACCUAGUUCGAAGUGAAAAAGAUUCAAGAGAAUAUUCUGAAAAAAAUUACAAUAAAUGUAAAAAAUAUCAUCACCAACCUAUUGAUAGAAAUGAUUCAAGAUGCAAAAUUAAAAAAGCUAUUUUAGAAAUA
Racocetra persica is the source of this 260-nucleotide messenger RNA. NCBI's taxonomy places the organism in Eukaryota, Fungi, Glomeromycota, Glomeromycetes, Diversisporales, Gigasporaceae. The record is from the annotation of a GenBank genome assembly.